Molecule: messenger RNA, 6943 nt
Organism: Falco peregrinus (peregrine falcon)
Lineage: Eukaryota; Metazoa; Chordata; Aves; Falconiformes; Falconidae
Gene: CFAP44
Product: cilia and flagella associated protein 44
Exons: 35
Coding region: 1-5577 (1858 amino acids)
Molecular function (GO): protein binding
Source: RefSeq, a predicted model, not a curated record
AUGGAGGCGGCCUCAGGCAAAGAAGACAUGCCAUCUUUUCAAAGGGAACACGAGGGAGCCGAUGAGAAGCCAGCAGAAGGUGCACAGGCAGAUGACAGUGGUGUCCAAGAAAGCAAAACUAGUUUUCCAAAGGAAUCACCAGCUCCAGAGGAACAGGAGGAAGAAGUGGAAUCAGACACUGAGAGCAUUGAAGGUGAUUUGGAAGAAUGUGAUAAUAGUGAAGUACCCACAGAGGCACAAAAAAGGCCUGAGAAGGUAGAAAAGAAAAUCCCAGAAGCUUUCUUCUAUAAGUAUGAAGAUAUAUAUUCACGGCCAUUUGUCACUGAUGACUCUGGGAUACCCAUUAACCUUCUUACUCUUAAACAUUCUUUUGGAUACGACUGCACCAGAAAUGUAAACCUGCUGAUGAUGGAUAGCCAAACACUGCUGUAUAUAGCAGGCAACCAGGUGGUGCUCCAGGACCUGAAAACUAAGUCUCAGAGUUAUCUCCGGAGCAGCAGCGGUGGUGGAAUUGGGUUUAUCACAGCACACCCUACUAAGCAGUACUUUGCAGUAGGAGAAAAAGGAAAGAAGCCAAACCUCAUCAUCUACGAGUAUCCUUCACUGAGGCCCUACAGAAUACUGCGAGGUGGAACAGAGGAAGCCUAUGUUUUUGGUGAUUUCAAUCAUGCUGGCACUUUGCUGGCCAGUGUUGGAAGCAGCCCUGACUACACGCUGACUAUCUGGGACUGGAAACAAGAAAAGAUUGUGUCGAGGUCAAAAGCUUUUUCACAGGAUGUUUACAAGGUCACAUUUUCAGCUGGUAAUGAGGAGCAACUAACUACAUCUGGGGCAGGACACAUCAGGUUCUGGAAGAUGGCUCUCACAUUCACUGGUCUCAAGUUACAAGGAGCUUUGGGCAGGUUUGGAAAAACAGCAGUGACCGACAUUAUAGGUUACGUGGCGCUGCCUGAUGGGAAGGUUAUCUCAGGGACUGAGUGGGGCAACUUGCUGCUUUGGGAAGGGGGGCUCAUUAAAGUGGAGCUCUGUCGAGCUGGACACAAGCCCUGUCACAGUGGCCCUGUCAGCCAGUUAGUUCUGGAUGAGGGAGAACUUGUCACUGUUGGAAAAGACGGCUUCAUUCGGGUGUGGAACUUUGAGAUAAUAGAUGCUGCUGAUUCGGUGGAUGAUACAGGGUUACUGGAGGUGGAGCCUAUGAAUGAACUUCAUGUUGGCAGGAACGUCAGCCUGAGUUUCAUGUCAAAAGUUCAUGACAGUGGACAACCUGUUUGGUAUGCUCAGGACACCAAUGGAGCGAUCUGGAAGCUGGAUUUAACUUUUUCAAGUGUGACCCGUGAUCCAGAGUGCCUGUAUACCUUCCACUCUGGAAGAAUUGAGGCUAUGAGUGUCUCUCCCGUUUCACACCUUAUGGCCACCACUGCUCUCGACCGGUCAGUGCGUAUCUAUGAUUUCAUCAGCAACAGUCAACUGAGUGAAAUUAAGUUUAAACAAGGAGGAACAGCGCUGACGUGGGCACCUUGUGUUGUAAAUCCUGAAGGAGGUCUAAUUGCUGUGGGGUUUGAAGAUGGUGUUGUCCGCAUAAUUGAAGUUUACGAUCCCAAAGGACUGCCUGUUCUUGCAGGACAGACCAAUACAGAGAAUGCAGAGAUAAGUCUGAAACAGGCUUUCAAACCUCACGCCGCUGCAGUUACAGCCUUGGCAUACGAACGAAAUGGAGAUGUGCUUGCCACAGGGAGUAAAGACAAAACUGUUUUCUUUUUUGCUGUUGGAGAUAAAUAUGAGCCAAUUGGAUUCAUCUGUGUUCCUGGGCCUGUGCAGGCAUUACAGUGGUCUCCACCUUCUCAUGUGAAAAGGACGCUGCUUAUCCUUUGUGAGAAUGGCUUUGUUCUCCAGGUUCCUGCCCCUUCCCCUGAGGAACAGGAUACAGUGUCCACCUACCAAAUAAAAAACUUGCCAACGCAGUACUUCCGUUUUUGUAGUAUUAAAUCCCGAAUCAAGCUGGAAGAGGAGAUCACACUGAGAGAGAAAAAAAAGCAGGAGAAGGAGAAAGCAAAACUUGAAUGGAUAAAGCAGCAACAAGAGAUGGGAAAGGAGGUAAAAGAAGAAGAACCUGAAGAGGAACCUGAAGAAGAAGAGCCAUUGCCACCUCUCUACAUACCGGAGGAGCCCAGUCCCAUCCUCUGUGGGUUUUAUUCAGCACCAGGAAAAUUUCUGCUUUCCUUGGGUGGGUAUGACUCAGGGUUCCUCUAUCAUUGUGAGUUCUCACAUGAUCUCCAAGAAGACCCUGAAAACAGGAAAGAUGAACCGUUUGAGGUGAUUCCUAUUGAGGACACUGACGACAAUCCCAUCCACCAAAUCUCCUUCUGUCCCAGCAGAUUACUGAUGUUCUGUGGGAUGCAGAAUGGCGCAUUGCGGGUUUAUCCUCUUCAGGAUAAAGACCUCUCAGUGAAUACCCUGAAGGAAUACUGGUGCCUCAAUGUACAUGACAAUGAUUAUGGCCAGAUCCGGGGGAUCUGUUCUAGUCAUGACGAUAGGUUUCUGAUUACCUGUGGUGGAGAUGGAAACAUUUUUGCCUUCAACAUCUUGUCUCCAGAGGAUGUUCACAAAGAGCUAAAAGCCAAAAUCCCUUCUCCUAGGAGUGAUCUUGAGAAGAAGGCUACUGAAGACAUUGAGGAUCCUAACGCCUACAACAUUGAGGAAGUCAAGCAGAAAAAGGACUAUGAACGAAUAAUGAAGGAAGCUGAAGAGAAAAAACACAAGAAAAGAGAAGAGUUAAUUGCACUGAGGCAUGAGUUUCUUUUCCUUCUUCAAAAGAAUCAGGAGUUGCCCGAGCACAUGCAGCUGCACAGAGAGCAGUUUGAGAUGGACCCUAGGUUCUCUGAGGAGCUAAAUAGGCAGACAGCACAGAGAAUCCAGUUAGUGCAAAAGGAGCUGGCUUGGGAGCAUGAGAAACACUUGAUUGGACUGCAGAAACUACGAAAUCAGUUUCGGGAUUCAUUGGCAUUUGACACUGUUGUUCACGCUAUUCAAAGCAAUCAUCAGAUUUCCACCUACAGACUUCCAGCAAUGUCUGAGGAAUGCUACCAAGAUAAGGAACGUCUAUCAUGGAAGAGGACAGUACUUGAACAAGCACGGAAACAAGCAGAAAAUAGGGAGAUUGUCACACCCGAGACAAGGCAUAUGCACAGGGCUAAUGAUACUGGAAUUUUUGAGGGCGAAGCUGAAAAGCUGAAAACGUCAGAGGUCCGAAAGCCAACCACACAUUAUAUAGAAAGGAAACAUGAGCAAAUCAGAAAAAUUGUUGAGAAAUCUGACACGAUGAAAGCUAAGAUCAUGAAGAGGAAGGCAGAGUGGGAUGAAUUAUACAAGAGCAAACCUAGUGGUGACUAUGAGAAUCCCAAAGAUGUUGAGGAUAUCAAAGAAGCACAGGAAAAUAUGGGGUGUUAUAUGCUGAAGACUGCCACUAACUACAGAGUCCCUGAACACAGGCUUAUGAACACUGAGAAGAAGUUGAUGCAGCUCAAAUCCCUGGAAGUGUUGAUCCAUAAGAGGAAAGUGAAUAUGAACAAAGAGAUCAUGUCUUUGCGGGAUCUCAAGGUUUCUAUUAUUGAUGAAAUCAAGUGUUUAGUGCAAGAAUUGAAAUCCAUACAGGCAGCCUUGGAUUCAUCAGAAUGUCUCCCUCUUCCCCUGAUACCUCAGUUACACCCAGAUGAGGUUCCUGAAAAAAAACUUGAGUACGACAGUGACAUUCUCCUGAAGUUUAAAGAAGAGCAGGAGGCCAAGGCAAAGCUCCAGGAAGAACUGGAAAGGUCUCCCUCAGCUCAUGCAUUUAGGUAUGAGUGUCUUCGAGCUCCUUCCAUUAAAAAGAUUGACCCUAUGGCACUGGCUGCAGCUGCACAACCGAUGAAAACAGUAUCGUCUGUGGUCACAGAGCUGCAAAACGUUUUUGAGAUUGAGAAGGCAGAGCCAACAGAAAUGGAACUUGAAAUUUUAAAGAGAGAGAAGAUAAAAAAUCUAUACUUGCAGGAGACCUUGAUUAAAAAGAUCAACGCACUGGUGAUCAACUUUGAUGCUGAACUCUGCUUUCUACGGCACAAGAAACUGAAGCUGGAUGUCCAGAUGAAAAGCGCUGACCUGCGCUACAUGACGUGGUAUGAAGAGCUGCUUAUCCUGAAGAACCUUGAGAAACAGGAGAACCUUCUCCAGGGGCGUGUUAGUGCCCUCAUCAGCGAGCAGGAGGCCAUGCAAUCAAAAUUGAACAGCUACCUUGCACAGAUGGAGGAUAGAAAGGAUGAGAUUGUAAAGCUUCAGGAAUGUGAGAAAGCCCUUUAUGCCAACUUCCAAGCAUCCCUUGGAGAAAACAAUGAGUUCUCCCAUUUUCUGACCAAGGUUCUGAAGAAGAAAAUCAACUGGGUGGAAAAAAAAGAAGUAGAAAGAGAAGCAGAUGAAGAAGAUGAGGAUGAAGAGGAGAACGCUGAAGAGUCCAGCCUGGGGACUGACGAAGAAAAUUCUGGAUCUGAAGAUGAAGUUUUCGAUGAUUCUGUUUGCCCAAAGAAUUGCAAUGAGGCACUCUUCCGACACACCAUCCAGCUCCGGCAGAAGCGGUUAGACAUUGAGAAAGCUUUAAGAGAGAAGAAGAACGUUGCUGCUAACCUCAGAAAGAAAUAUAAUGCCUUAGCCAAAAAGGCAAAAGUAGUGGAAACCAGUCUGGACACUGCAGACGGAGAACUGGAGACCUUUCAGUGGGAAAAGCAGCAGAGACUGAAUGAGCUAUAUGUAGUCGUGCCUUUGAAACUCCAUCAGGUGGAGUACUUGGUUAAUGGGGAGAUGCCCAGUGACUUCUCCCAGGCUUUGGUAUUUACCAGGCAGUCCUUACAGUAUCUGCAGAAGAGAAUUGUGGACCUACGUAAUGAAAAGAUAAUGCAAAGAGGGAUCUAUAAGAAGGCCCAGGAGCAACAUAAGCAGCUUGUCCGGGAAAAAAAGGAGAUGGAGAUAGAGAUUCGACGACUGGAAGAGAAGUGCAAUCAUCUGAUGAUGAAGAAGUUUGGCCGGCUGGUGGAUUUUGAAGCAGUUCAAGCACACUCUGUUAACAUACGCAUGGAAGAGUUGAAAGUGCAAAUAAUGGAGAAAGAAUAUGUGCACUCCCAGGAGCUCAAAGAGUGGGAGGAAAGAAUCUUAGACCUGCAGCAGCAGCUAAUGAAGCUGACAAAGGAAAACACCAGCAAGCUGCAGCAGCUGAACCAGUUUUGCCUUGAAAAGCAGCAACUUGAAACCAAGCUGGAUUCACUAAAGAAUGAUCUGGGAGUAGAAUUUCGGGGCACCCGAACUACUGACAUCAAAGAGAAGGUCAGGCUGGAGUCACGGCUCAAGCACAUGGUUCGUGACACAGCCCUUCUAAAAGAAGAAAUCAAUCUUCUAAGCAGAAAAGAUGGGUGCUUAAGAGACCUUGCUCUCCUUAGCAGAAAAGAUGGGUGCCGCCUUCUGCAGCCUUCAUCACUCCAGGGCUCUCAGACACCAACUGAAUCGUUCCCUCUUCUUACAGCAGAAACGGUAACAAACAGUACAAGUCUCCCUUAAAAACGGGCACGGUUAGCUGGGGCAGUAGUCAUAGCUGGAAGUGCGAAAUUAAUUGCUUUGGCUGUACGUGGGCUUAGUGGUAAAAGGUUCUGUUUGUUUCCCCUAUCAAAAUAUGACUGUAGCGACAGAUAGGGAAUAAAAGAGUGCUCAUACAACUUAUAAAUGCUGUUAGCAGUCCAUUGCAGAGAUUGGCACUGGGCAGGUGCCCUCCGUGUGUGUGUGUAUGUGUCUGCUCUUCAAACAAGUGGUUGUUGAAGGCUGGAUAUGAGUUUCAUGUGGGCAAAUACAUCUUUGGUACCCGUGUUCUCAAAAAUGGUAAAAAAGGUCUGCCUUGAGGGUGCCUUUUGUUAUUUGCCAACUAUCCUAGCAGGAAUAUGGCACUUCUCUGCUAACCGAGCUAGUUAAGAGUCGAGGGGAGUGCUAGCUGUUUAAAGAAAGCAAAGGGACCUUUCUCCUCAGGGCCUGCAGCGCUAAGGUGGGUAUGGAGUCAAUCAGAUACUUUCCUGCUUGCCUCUGCUCGAUAGCAGUAGAAAACUGACCCACAGUGCAUGCAGGACGUGGUAUUUACCUGGCAGGAGGAGGUUUUGUUGUUGGUUGGUUUUUUGUUUGUUUUUUUUGUAAUUACACUGGCUUGCACCUGCCUGAUCAGAGUGAGAGCGAGCCGAGCUCUGUUCUGUUUUCAGGUUUUAUUCUUUUUUGCCUCUGACAUUCAGUGUGGUGGCAGUGCAUGAUCAUUUACAGCACUUUCCCUGUCUUACCAAGAAAACUUCUUUCACCCCCAAAGCGGAGGGGUUGUGCUGCACUGUUCCUCCAGCGCAGAGUUUCUGAGGGUGCACAGGCGGCCUUGGGGUUGGUUACUAGUUUUUAAUUAAACAGAUUGAACAACCUGCAGCUGCUUUUGCUCUUCCUCCCUGCUCCCUGCCUUUUGCCAAUGGUUUCUGCUCCUCUGGCUGGUGUAUGCUCAGAGAGAGCCAACCCUACCCCAGCCAGGCCCAGGCACUGCCCCUGCUGGCCCCAGGACAGCCAAACGAACGGUACUCCUGCAGCCUGCCUUCUCCGUGGGUCCCUAUGAAAGGGCCGAGCAUCCCGUUUCCUUAAGGGAGAAAGCCCACCCUUACCCACAGGCCUGGAAGCUGAAAGCUUUUGAAGCUGGAAAACCACAGGGUGGGAGAUGGAGGAUAAGGAAACAAAAUUUGCCUCCCUCCCCAUCACCAAACCCGUACAGCUGUCCUUGCAGGUGAAGGAAAAUUUCCUCUAGCUGUGCUCCUCACUAGAAGUUUUAUGUCACUUAACUGGCACAGGCAGCAGCCAUCCCUCUUGGCUUGAGCUCAGCAUUAAUAUUUACAUCGGUGGCUAUUUGCAAAAC